Homo sapiens (human) is the source of this 2215-nucleotide messenger RNA. It is a transcript of the gene TEKT4, whose product is annotated as tektin 4. The coding region runs from base 1400 to 2161 and encodes 253 amino acids. The transcript has 6 exons. The record is from RefSeq and is marked validated. Lineage: Eukaryota; Metazoa; Chordata; Mammalia; Primates; Hominidae. Gene Ontology annotation, cellular component: axoneme; cilium; cytoplasm. Gene Ontology annotation, biological process: cilium movement involved in cell motility.
GGUUUACACAGUGUCACCCAAGCGACUGGGAGCCGCGUCCUGCUCUGGGACUGAGCCGUUGGAGCUGCCCCGCUGACCGCACUAGGCUGACCGCAACCGGCUGACCACACACAGUCCUCACUCCCCUGGCCCUGGUGGGCGGCAGGCACCAUGGCGCAGACAGUGCCGCCCUGCGAGCUGCCCUGCAAAGAGUACGACGUGGCCCGUAACACGGGCGCCUACACGUCCUCCGGCCUGGCCACCGCCAGCUUCCGCACCUCCAAGUACCUGCUGGAGGAGUGGUUCCAGAACUGCUAUGCUCGCUACCACCAGGCCUUCGCCGACCGCGACCAGUCGGAGCGGCAGCGGCACGAGAGCCAGCAGCUGGCCACAGAGACCCAGGCGCUGGCGCAGCGCACGCAGCAAGACUCCACGCGCACAGUGGGCGAGCGACUGCAGGACACGCACAGCUGGAAGUCGGAGCUGCAGCGUGAGAUGGAGGCGCUGGCUGCGGAGACCAACUUGCUCCUGGCCCAGAAGCAACGGCUGGAGCGCGCCCUGGACGCCACAGAGGUGCCCUUCUCCAUCACCACUGACAACCUGCAGUGCCGUGAGCGCCGCGAGCACCCCAACCUCGUGCGCGACCAUGUGGAAACGGAGCUGCUGAAGGCCCUUCCCCCUGCACUCUCUCAGUGCCUCAAGAACUCCUGCAGCUCCCGCAAACUCUCUGCCCGCAACAAGGGCACCUGCCAACUGAUGGAGACACUGACAGUGCACGGAGAGGCAAACCCAGGGAUAGAGGGGCGCAGGACCCGGGCCCUGGCACACAAGGAAGUACCCAGUGGUUGAGGCAAAGACCCCAAUCACAGAGAAAAGGCUUGUUCCUACACACAGCAAAUUAAACUGGCCAGGCAAUAAGAAGAAACACAGGGUCCUUCUCCUGUUCUUGGUGUGAAGAUGGCCUUUCCCAGCACAGAGCCCUGAGGGGCAGCCUGGGCGGGCAUCUGGGCCCCCAGAGUUUGGGUCCUCAGGGGCUGUCCAGAGGCCAAGGGCAGGCCAACGUUCCCAGGUGCACUGAGUGAGCAGCAGCGAUGACUCCUGAAGCCUGGGGCGUGGGAACUGCCGCUGAGGGACCUUCCCAGCAGCCCACAGAAGGCCCUGGAGGAAAACACCCCACUUACAACGCACCAAGGAGAAUGCCCAAAAGCCCAAGAUAAACCCAGUGAGAGAGCAGAACUUACACAGUCAGAGCUCAGGCCCGGCAUUCAACUCCUUGUGGUUGCUCAGGUGUUGACCAAGGCCUGCAGCAGCUGGGCCUCCUGGGAUCCUCACCAGGGACUGGCUCUGGUGCUCAGGGCGUCUCCUCCCUCAGGAAGCCGAGCUCAUCCGGAACAUUCAGGAGCUGCUGAAGAGAACCAUCAUGCAAGCAGUGAGCCAGAUCCGACUGAACCGGGAGCACAAGGAGACCUGCGAGAUGGACUGGUCAGACAAGAUGGAGGCCUACAACAUCGACGAGACCUGCGGGCGCCACCACAGCCAGAGCACCGAGGUGCAGGCUCAUCCGUACUCCACCACCUUCCAAGAGAGCGCCUCCACCCCGGAGACCCGGGCCAAGUUCACGCAGGACAAUCUGUGCCGUGCCCAGCGCGAGCGCCUGGCCUCGGCCAACCUGCGGGUGCUGGUGGACUGCAUCCUUCGCGACACCUCCGAGGACCUGCGGCUCCAGUGCGACGCCGUGAACCUGGCCUUCGGGCGCCGCUGUGAGGAGCUGGAGGACGCGCGGUACAAGCUGCAUCACCACCUGCACAAGACACUGCGGGAAAUCACAGAUCAGGAACACAACGUGGCGGCACUGAAGCAGGCCAUCAAGGACAAAGAGGCACCUCUGCACGUAGCCCAGACCCGGCUGUACCUGCGCUCGCACCGGCCCAACAUGGAGCUGUGCCGUGACGCAGCCCAGUUCAGGCUGUUGAGUGAGGUGGAGGAGCUGAACAUGUCCCUCACAGCACUGCGAGAGAAGCUUCUAGAAGCGGAGCAGUCCCUGCGCAACCUCGAGGACAUCCACAUGAGCCUGGAGAAGGACAUUGCCGCCAUGACCAACAGUCUCUUCAUCGACCGCCAGAAGUGCAUGGCCCAUCGUACUCGCUACCCCACCAUCCUGCAGCUGGCUGGCUACCAGUGAGCAGCGGCACGGUGCUUCCCCCCAGUCCCCCAAAUAAACAGCGCGUUAGCUUUC